Messenger RNA from Capsella rubella, 1582 nucleotides. RefSeq names its product fasciclin-like arabinogalactan protein 15. The coding region runs from base 103 to 1416 and encodes 437 amino acids. Lineage: Eukaryota; Viridiplantae; Streptophyta; Magnoliopsida; Brassicales; Brassicaceae. The record is from RefSeq and is a predicted model, not a curated record. The transcript has 2 exons.
AAUAUCUCUCCUCCUUCCUUAUUCAACAAACCCCAAAAUAAAAAAUAAACUCAAGAGCCAUUCUUCAUUUGGCCGACACUUCUUCCAUUCUCCACCACCACCAUGGAAGGUCUCUCCAAGCUCUUCCUCCUCCCCCUCUUCCUCACUUUCUCCAUUACAACCGCAUUAUCAGAUAAACCCGGGUCGGGUCAAAUAAACUCAAACUCCGUCCUCGUAGCUCUUCUUGACUCACACUACACAGAGCUAGCAGAGCUCGUUGAGAAAGCUCUUCUUCUCCAAACCUUAGAAGAAGCUGUUGGUAAACACAACAUCACAAUCUUUGCUCCCCGCAACGAUGCCUUGGAGAAAAAUCUUGAUCCUGAAUUCAAAUCUUUCUUGCUCCAACCAAAGAAUCUCAAAUCUUUACAGUCUUUAUUAAUGUUUCACAUUCUUCCCAAAAGAGUCACUUCUCCUCAGUUCUCAUCUGCCGUCGUCAGCCACCGUACUCUCUCCAACGACCAACUUCACCUCACCAACGGAAAAGUCAACUCCGCUCAUAUUACCAAACCCGACGAUUUAACCCGACCCGACGGAAUCAUCCACGGUAUCGAACGUCUUUUAAUCCCACGUUCUGUUCAGGAAGAUUUCAACCGCCGUCGUAGUCUCCGUUCAAUCUCCGCUGUGUUACCGGAAGGAGCACCGGAGGUUGACCCGAGAACUCACCGUCUCAAGAAAAAACCCGUUCCAGUUCCAGCCGGAGCUCCACCGGUUCUACCAGUUUACGACGCAAUGUCACCCGGUCCAUCACUAGCUCCGGCUCCGGCACCAGGACCCGGUGGACCUCGCCACCAUUUCAACGGAGAGGCUCAAGUUAAAGAUUUCAUACACACGCUUCUUCAUUACGGUGGCUACAACGAAAUGGCUGACAUUCUCGUCAACCUCACUUCUUUAGCCACCGAGAUGGGUCGGCUCGUGUCGGAAGGUUACGUUUUGACCGUUUUGGCUCCAAACGACGAAGCUAUGGCUAAGUUGACCACAGACCAAUUAAGCGAACCGGGAGCUCCAGAGCAAAUUAUGUAUUACCACAUCAUACCGGAAUACCAAACCGAAGAGAGUAUGUACAAUUCCGUACGCCGGUUUGGGAAAGUCCGGUACGAUUCUCUCCGGUUUCCUCAUAAAGUAGAUGCUCAGGAAGCAGAUGGCUCGGUUAAGUUCGGUCACGGUGACGGUUCGGCUUAUUUAUUCGAUCCUGACAUUUAUACCGACGGCCGAAUAUCGGUUCAGGGGAUUGACGGCGUUUUGUUCCCGGAGGAAAAAACUCCGGUCGAGAAGAAAACCGCCGCUCCAGUUGUCAAGAAAGCAGCUAAACCAAGAAGAGGUAAAUUGAUGGAAGUAGCAUGUACAAUGCUGGGAUCACAAUUUCCGACAUGUCAAUGAGAUUUUUUCACAGGCGACCAGAUAAAAUCCGGACAUGAGAAAUUUUAUAAUUCUGUAAGCAUUGUGAUAAAAAAAAAAAAUGUGAACAGAAAGAAAGAAAUAAUGUAAAUGAUUAUUUUUUUGGCUCAUUGCAAUAAGAAUGUUAUAUCGUAGUUUUAAGUUUUUA